This is a messenger RNA of Oncorhynchus masou masou (cherry salmon), 1397 nucleotides long. Its product is annotated as ICOS ligand-like. The record is from RefSeq and is a predicted model, not a curated record. Gene Ontology annotation, biological process: positive regulation of T cell proliferation; negative regulation of T cell proliferation; immune response. The transcript is spliced from 4 exons. Gene Ontology annotation, cellular component: external side of plasma membrane. Lineage: Eukaryota; Metazoa; Chordata; Actinopteri; Salmoniformes; Salmonidae. The coding region runs from base 159 to 1397 and encodes 412 amino acids.
GAGAAGUACUCCAUCGUGUCUGAAGCCUCAUUCAUUUUUUCCCUUCGCUCAGGAGCAUAUUGCCCAGUAUUCGGUCAUCUCCAAACUACUUUGUUGUUUCAUUGUCCAACUUGUUUUCCAUCCUGAUUUCCACCCUAUUUUCCAUCCUGCAGAGUGCAAUGGCCAUCCUGAUAUUAAUUAGUAUUUUACUGUUGUCUGCACCAGCUGCAUCUGAGAAUGAAGUCACUGGGAUUAUAGGAGAGUCUGUUCUCCUGUCCUGUGACCUGAAAUCAUCCACGGCCAUCGACACAGCAAGACUCCGGUUCCACUGGCAAGAUGAGUCCGAAAGAGUGUUGUACUCGUUCAACAAAGGAGAAGAGAAUCAACAUCAGGAUAGCCUUUACACAAACAGAACUAAAGCCUUUCUGUCUGAGAUGAGUUCUGGGAAUAUCUCUAUCAAACUCAACCACGUAACACUUGAAGACAAGCAGAAGGUCUACAGGGCUUUCGCUACACUGUUUGGCGAGGAUGAUAAGCAUAUCCACCCGUGUCGCACUACCCUACUUGUGGCAGCACGGUUCCCGACACCCAGUGUGACUGUGAACAAGACAAAUAUGAAUUCCACGUGUUCAACCCAGGGGGGAUACCCACAACCAACGGUCACGUGGACCAUCCAGGACCGUGGGAACCGCACUCUGGACCCGUGGGAAGUACAGACCAAUAUUACCCUGGAUUCUGAAAGUGGACUGUACAGCGCCUGGAGCCAAGUGAAUAUAACAGAAAAUCAGACGGUGACCUGCCAUAUCUUCAACCCCGUUCUGAGAGAGACUGUGAGCAACACAACCAUCGUCAGCCCCAGCAUUAACACAGACCCUGCAGGUUGUGGAGCCAGAGGUGGUGCUACAGGAGCCAGAGGUGGUGCCACAGGAGCCAGAGGUGGGCCACAGGAGCCAGAGUUGGUGCUACAGGAGCCAGAGGUGGUGCUACAGGAGCCAGAGAUGGGGCCACAGGAGCCAGAGGUGGUGCUACAGGAGCCAGAGAUGGUGCUACAGGAGCCAGAGAUGGUGCUACAGGAGCCAGAGGUGGUGCUACAGGAGCCAGAGGUGGUGCUACAGGAGCCAGAGGUGGUGCUACAGGAGCCAGAGAUGGUGCUACAGGAGCCAGAGAUGGUGCUACAGGAGCCAGAGGUGGUGCUACAGGAGCCAGAGGUGGUGCUACAGGAGCCAGAGGUGGUGCUACAGGAGCCAGAGGUGGUGCUACAGGAGCCAGAGCCAGGAGCCAGAGGUGGUGCUACAGGAGCCAGAGGUGGUGCUACAGGAGCCAGAGAUGGUGCCACAGGAGCCAGAGAUGGUGCCACAGGAGGUGAUGAGGAGCAGAGCAUUCUAAUGGUUAUCACAAGCCAGCCUCUGGGUCAAUAG